Phycomyces blakesleeanus NRRL 1555(-) is the source of this 759-nucleotide messenger RNA. RefSeq lists its product as hypothetical. NCBI's taxonomy places the organism in Eukaryota, Fungi, Mucoromycota, Mucoromycetes, Mucorales, Phycomycetaceae. The coding region runs from base 1 to 759 and encodes 252 amino acids. The record is from RefSeq and is a predicted model, not a curated record. The transcript is spliced from 2 exons.
AUGCAUCUGCAUCUGCAUCUGCACUUACGUCAGACAAUGAUUGCCUUUGGGCCCGUCUAUAGCUAUUGGCUUUUUAGCUUUAAAAGAUAUAAUAGUGCUCUGAAAAAUAUCAAGACCAAUCGAAGAAACGGGUUUGAAACAACAUUUAUGAGACAGUUCAUUGAAGACACUAGCAUCAACACUAACACCAAUAACAACAACAAUAAUAACACUACCUAUCUCUCUCACUCUUUCUCAAUUUCCAAAUGUCUUGAAACUUCACAGAAUCUUUCAAUGACAAUUUGUGGAAAUAAGCCUCUGCCAUCAUCCGUCUUGCCAUUUAAAACAAGACCAUUAUCAUUUAUGUUAAAACAUGAAUAUGAUUGUCUUCUAGAAUACUAUCAAGUUGCAUACAAGAAUCCUCAGAUCUCAGGUUACAAAGAUGUAAUUGAUGACUCACCUUUCGUCAAUGACUGGAUCGAAAUGGUGAGGUCUAUUGAUCUUCUUGGGCAAAACUACAAAGGGUGUAUUAGCACAAAUGACCGUGGAUCAUACAUACAAGCAUACUUCACUGAACGAGCUGGAUCAGAACAUGCAUAUGUUGGAGAGAUUCAGUACUUUUUUGUUCACAAAUUUAGGCCAACUGUUUCUUUUCUAACACACAGAGAUCCACAUAGUAGUCAGAAUGUAUUUGCAUUUGUUAAAUGGUUCAAACCCACUUCUGAGAAAACAAGAGAAUCAGAAGGAGUUGAGUUGUUACACAAUGAACUCUACAAGUAA